AUGGACAUAAGGCUGAGGGAGGCUGCUCAGAAAGGAGAUGUUCUUUACUUGCAAAGCUUGAUCAAAGAAGUCCCUUUUCUGCUCAGCACAAUUUCAUUAGAAGGUAGUAAUAAAACUCCUCUGCAUAUUGCUUGUUUGAGUGUCCAUCUUGAGUUUACUAAGGAGAUCAUUCAUUUAAGGCCAGAAUUUGCAAGAGAACUAAACCAGGAUGGUUUUAGCCCUUUGCAUAUUGCCUCAACAAAUGGAGAUAUAGAGAUUGUAAAGGAGCUCUUGAACAGUAUGAAUACUCGUCCAGCUGUCAAAGUGUUGUACAACUGUAAAAGCUGUUUGCGUCAAAAAGUUGGUGAAGCUGCACAGUACUUCACCAAUCAGAAGCAAGGAGGUUGCUUGUACGUUUGGUAA
Messenger RNA from Solanum tuberosum (potato), 402 nucleotides. Its product is annotated as ankyrin repeat-containing protein At3g12360-like. The record is from RefSeq and is a predicted model, not a curated record. NCBI's taxonomy places the organism in Eukaryota, Viridiplantae, Streptophyta, Magnoliopsida, Solanales, Solanaceae. The transcript has 2 exons. The coding region runs from base 1 to 402 and encodes 133 amino acids. Gene Ontology annotation, molecular function: protein binding.